Molecule: messenger RNA, 1101 nt
Organism: Neltuma alba
Lineage: Eukaryota; Viridiplantae; Streptophyta; Magnoliopsida; Fabales; Fabaceae
Exons: 7
Coding region: 55-1089 (344 amino acids)
Biological process (GO): ubiquitin-dependent protein catabolic process
Molecular function (GO): ubiquitin protein ligase activity
Source: RefSeq, a predicted model, not a curated record
UACAUCUACUGGAGGAAAAAUACUUUAGAUGCCCAGGAGGAGGAAAGCGAAAUAAUGAGAAGAACCAAUAAUUCUGCUCUCUCACCUGAGUCUCGCAGAACGGGUGUUAGAGCCUCUGCUCACGAUACUCCCACCAAUAGGCACUCUGUCGAGGCGCUUGCGAGUCCUUCUAGACUUACCACUCCUCCUCAGAUGACACCAAGUCCACUGAAUCCUCUGGGGUAUAUGGCAGAUAGAAGGCAAGCAGGGCUCUACAGCAUACCUGAAAGUGACUCUUACGAGGUGCCCGUGUCCUACCAAGAUUUUUCAAGACCUGCCACUUAUGUUCAGACGACUCCAAGUCCACAGAAUCCUCCGUGGUACCCAGCUGAUAGAAGGCAUGCAGGACACUACAGCAUACCUGACGACUCUUAUGAGGUGCCAGUGUUCUACCGAUCUUCUUCAAGACAAGCCAGUCCUUAUUUUCAGGACGAGAGAACAUCAAAUGUAGUCAAUUAUCCACGAUUUCUGGAAGACAGUUUUCCAGCACAACCGCGCAUUCGAGGUACAGGAAUGGGAUUUAACCCCAGGCUCAGAGAAACUCGCCAGCCAUCAGUUCCACCUCGAAGAUACGCACGCCAAUCAGACACACAAGCUCCAACUUCGCUAGAAAAUCCCAGAUCUAGAGCAUUGAGCAAGCUGAAGAAAGAAAUCUACCAACCCACUAUUUCAACUUCAAAAACUCUAGCGAAGAAAUUGAGCUUCUAUUACAGAGACCCUAAAGGUGUGAAUGCGUUAAAGGAGAUCGAGAACACGGAAAAGAACGAGAAGGGAAAGAGUUGUGCGGUGUGCUUAGAGGAUUUCGUGCCGAAACAGGAGGUAAUGGUGACGCCUUGCAAGCACAUGUUUCAUGAGGAUUGUAUAAUGCCAUGGCUGAGAAGCCAAGGUCAGUGUCCAAUCUGUAGAUUUGUGAUCUGCGAAAAAGAGAGGGAGAAUCCAUUGCCGCUGAACGACGACGAUGUUGGCACCAAUUACCUAAUAGCAGGGGAGCUUCUGUCUAUUGCGAGGGCCAUGGAAGAAGCCUUCCUAUUGCGUCCGGAACCUCACUGAUUUGCCGACUUU